AUUUUACUUCUUUUUUUUUUUGGUCAAGAAAAAUAUUUUAUUUUAAUCAUAAAUUGUUGGAAAAUUGGUUAAUUUUUUAUAUAAUAUUUUUCUAUGAAAAUGUUUACCAAACAAACACCCACGAAACGAAAGUGUUUGUUGUGAAUGACGGCGAGUGAAGUGUGCGCUCGAAACGAACAAAGGUGAUGCCGCCUAGUUAGUUAACCUUCCCUGACUCUGAAGUGGUUUCUUUCCUUUCGUUUCAUGUUUCAACAAUGCUCACAACCAACAAGCGCCGAGUACUUCAUCAUUUCAAAACCCUCGUCAACAACUCACGGUGUUUCUGCUCAUCUUCAACCAAAGGACCAGUGCAAUAUCAUUCCUCUUCAGAAUCAGAAGAUUCUGAUUCGUUGCUUUAUCGAGACAGAAUCAACGUUAAAAAAUGCAAGACUUUCGAUGCAAGGAAGCUUGGUAUUACUGGUUCUAUGAUUUCACAACCGUCUCAGUAUGUCCUGAAGAAGCUUCAGGACAAUGGGUUUAAGUCCUACUUAGUAGGUGGGUGUGUGAGAGAUCUAAUAUUGAAUAGAACUCCAAAAGAUUUUGACGUGGUCACCACAGCAAAGCUUAUGCAGGCGAGGAAGCAGUUUCGUCGUUCAGGUCGUCGUGCUGACGUUGUUGGGCGACGUUUUCCUGUAUGCCUGGUUCAUAUAAAAGGUUCGAUAGUAGAGGUAACCAGUUUUGAGACAGAAUCACAAACUACCAAAGGGAUGAGAAAAGUUUUACACUCUCUGCUGCCCAAAUGCAGUAAUAAAGAAGACCAAUUUCUCUACAAAAGUACCUUGCGUAGGGACUUCACGAUUAAUAGUUUAUUUUACGAUCCAUUUGCCAAUAAAAUAUAUGAUUAUGCCAAUGGAAUUGCUGAUUUGAGGUCUUUAAAGCUAGAAACUGUGACCCCUGCUCAGCUGUCCUUCAAAGAUGAUCCUGGGAGAAUUUUGCGUGGCUUCAGAAUUGCAGCUCGUCUAGGUUUAUCAUUAUCCAGGGAGACUGAGGAUGCAAUCUGGACAUGUUCUUCCCUAGUUAAGGAUUUGAACAAGGAUAGAGUAAUGAUUGAAUUGAACUAUAUGUUGUCUUAUGGAGCUGCUGAGCCGUCUCUCCGCUUACUCUGGAAAUUCAAAUUGCUACAAUUUUUGCUUCCGGUGCAUGCAGCAUAUCUUGACGAACAGGCUACUAAAGAAGAUGGUCAGGCUUCCAAUAUGUUGAUGAAAUUAUUCUUCCAUCUGGAUAAUUUGGUUGGAUGCGAUCGACCUUCUGAUUGCACUCUAUGGAUUGGAUUGCUAGCAUUUCACCUGGCAUUAGUAAACAACCCUCAAGAUGCUCUUGUGGUCUGGGUAUUUGCUUCUGUUCUAUAUCAUGGAGAGUGGGAAAAAGGCAUUAAGUUUGCAAAUGAACAUGCAAAAAUGUGUGUUAAUUUUGCACCUGAAAUAAAGACGUCCAGUAUAGGCAAAUCAGACGAAGAAAUAUCAGAAGCAGUCACUAAAUUGGCAUCUUUGGCUAUUGACUCCAUCCAUGCGCUGGCUAAUAAUGACUGUCUUUCUCAAUCUCAGUCUAGAUACCCAUCUGUUCCGCGCUCUCACAUGGUAUUUGUAUCAAAGAAAACAGAGAAAGCCGUAUCUGAAAUUUUUGAAGUGUUGGUUGAUGAUAUUAAAUUUUACAAGAGUGAUAGAAAAAGUGAAAAGAUAAAUUAUAACAUGCUUGGGAGUGGCCAUAGUUCAGAGAAUAGAUUUGUUUUGGGCAAAAUUGUUCUUGAAACUAUGCGGAGUGGAAUCGUUGGAGACAGGGAUGGUUCUGAGGCUGAAAAAUGUCAUCUUAAGACUGAGGGCACCAAGGAUUUUGACCAAUUGGCGGCAAGGAAAGAUAAAAUAAAGGUUUUACCAACACCAAAUUUAGAGCAUAGGCAAGAAAAACUCAAAAAACAGAAAUUGGCUGAGAAUACAUGCAUUGCAGAGCAGAAAACGGGCUUGGACGAAUUUCCUAGUUACAAGGAAACCAAUGAAGAGCACCAAAAGCCAGAUAAGUUGCGCCAGGAGGUUGAUCUAUCUAUGAAGAACUCUAUGCCAAAUAAUAAAAGCAGUCAUUCAAAACAGUUGAUGAACGAUAAGAAGAAAAUUGCCAGUGCUAAUAAAAGUUCUACAGAACAUGCUAGGCACCUGAAGACGAAUAAGCAUUGUGUGUCAUCACAAUCUACAGCGUCUAAGAAAUAUCAGGUGAUCGCCAAUAGCCACAACAAAAAAGUGGGUGUAGCAACAGAUAAGUCAGUUGACAGAGCUGUCGAUGAUAACGGAAGGCAACAACCACAAAAAAGUAAGAAAAGUUUGUCUCCACUCUCCAGUUUAUUCAAUUCAGAUGAGUCAGUUGACAAAGUCGUCAAUGAUAACGGAAGACAACAACCACCAAAAAGUAAGAAAAGUUUGUCUCCACUCUCCAGUUUAUUCAAUUUAUCCAAGAAACGCAGAAGAUAAUAUAUUCCUCCGGCAUAGUUUAGAAAGAUGGAACAUAUAUAUUGUCUUCCUUUGUUGUAAGAUGAAGCAGAAAAUGUUCUUGCUGUGGUUUUGAAUAGAAAUGUAUUUGUGUGGUCUAAAACCAAGCAUUAUUUUCUCCUAUGGUUUGUUCCUAUGCUUGUUAUUUUGUUGAGACAGACACUCCUGGAGAAUAUUGAGUUUUUGACAUCAUUGGAAGAAAGAAAGAAAGAAUACUACAAAAUGGUGACUUUCUAAGUCAAAUUUAAUGCUUAGUAUUCAAGCGUUUUUU
This is a messenger RNA of Trifolium pratense (red clover), 2787 nucleotides long. RefSeq lists its product as uncharacterized. Gene Ontology annotation, molecular function: RNA binding; nucleotidyltransferase activity. The coding region runs from base 255 to 2498 and encodes 747 amino acids. The record is from RefSeq and is a predicted model, not a curated record. NCBI's taxonomy places the organism in Eukaryota, Viridiplantae, Streptophyta, Magnoliopsida, Fabales, Fabaceae. The transcript is spliced from 14 exons. Gene Ontology annotation, biological process: RNA processing.